Molecule: messenger RNA, 2755 nt
Organism: Phaedon cochleariae (mustard beetle)
Lineage: Eukaryota; Metazoa; Arthropoda; Insecta; Coleoptera; Chrysomelidae
Source: the annotation of a GenBank genome assembly
AGUCUACCUAUUUUGAUUUUGUUUACUCGAAAAUGAAUUAACGACUAUUGAAUUUGAAUUUUGAAUUUGAAGAGAAUGUUUCAAAAGAGCAUAAAAUCGUUUUUCAACCCAUUACCUGCAAAAUCAGUCAAGGAAGAAACAGAACAAACAGAAGAUGAUAGGUAUGUUGAACAUUUUAUCGAAAAGUCUGAAUUAUACACUUCAAUGUAUACCAUCAUCUUAUUUUGCGGGAUGCAUUAGAUAUAAUGUAGGUCACCAAAUAUUUUGUGGUCAUAAACAUACUAAAAAAACUGUUACUAUCAUUAGUUCCAAGAAUGUAUCUCAUGAGAUGGAAACAAAGAAGCCAAUCAGUGAGGACUGUGCUGGGACAAGAUCAACGAAUCGGAAUGCCAAGAAAGAAAAUCAGGAGUCGCCACCAGACAGCCCAACUAAAGUGAAAAGAAAGAGCGGGAAACGUGCGAGGGUAUUAAGUAGUGAUGAUUCCGAAGAAGAAAUACCAGUGAAAAUUGAUCAAGAUGAAGAGAAAGUUGAUACCAUCGAGAAAGCAUCUAGAAAAUUUGUGCCCAAGAAACAGAGGUCGUCUGAGGAUAAACUACUAGCAGAUACAAUGCAGAAAAAAUCUGAAGUAAAGGAAUCUAAAAAAUUGGAGAAAGAAACAAACACAAGCAUCACGAAGGAGCCUGAGAAAAACAUAUUUGGAAUUCAGAAAGCAGAUAAGUCCAUGAAUAGUGACAACUACAAACCUAACUCCCCUAAAUAUCACCCAAUAAAUGAUGCCAUUUGGAAACAUCAAGAUAAAGUUCCAUAUAAUGCAUUAGCAACGACAUUUGAAGAGAUAGAGAAUAUUUCUGCGAGGUUGAAGAUCAUAGAAAUUCUCAGCAACUAUUUUAGAUCUGUGAUUGUCUUAACACCAAAUGAUUUACUACCGAGUGUAUACCUGUGUUUGAAUAAACUAGCACCAGCAUAUGAAGGAUUGGAAUUGGGCAUAGCAGAUAUGAGUUUAAUGAAAGCCAUUGCACAGUCAACCGGUAGAACCCUGGCUCAGGUCAGAUCCGAUAAUCAUGAAAUUGGCGAUUUAGGACUUGUUGCUGAGAAAUCGAAAACCAACCAGAGAAUGCUGAUGAAACCUGCAAGGUUAUCUGUGAGAGGUGUUUUCGAAAAACUGAAAGACAUUGCAAAAAUGUCAGGACAAGCAUCACAGGCGAAAAAAGUGGAAAAGAUUCAGUCGAUGUUUGUAGCAUGUCAAGGUUCCGAAGCAAGAUUUCUCAUUAGGUCAUUGGCUGGUAAACUCCGAAUAGGUCUCGCAGAACAGUCUGUGUUACAAGCUUUAGCAUUAGCCUGCACAAUGACACCUCCUAACCAAGAAUAUCCUCCUAAAGUAUUGAAUGUCUCCAAAAGUUUAUCAGCUGAUUCAUUCAAGUCUGAAUAUGAUAACUGCAGUCUCCUACUGAAAACCGCCUAUUGUGAAUGUCCUAAUUAUGAAAAAAUCAUCCCAGUUAUAUUGACUGAAGGUGUAGCGAAAUUACCAGAACAUUGUAAACUGACACCUGGUGUUCCGUUGAAGCCAAUGUUAGCUCACCCCACAAAAGGAGUACAAGAAGUUUUGCACAGGUUUGAUGGAUUGAAGUUCACUUGUGAAUGGAAAUAUGAUGGUGAAAGGGCACAGAUACAUAUUGAUGGAGAUAAUGUACACAUAUUCAGUAGAAAUCAAGAAAACAACACAACCAAAUACCCUGAUGUUAUAUCCAGAUUGAACCGCUGUAAAGUUGAUGAUGUCAAAUCUUGUAUAUUGGACUGUGAAGCAGUUGCUUGGGAUAAAGAGAAUAAACAAAUUUUACCAUUUCAAAUUCUCAGCACGAGAAAAAGAAAGGAUGCAAAGGAAGCUGACAUCAAAGUACAAGUAUGUAUUUUCAUGUUUGAUUUACUGUACCUAAACGGUGAACCAUUGGUUAAAAGACCAUUCCUAGAUAGAAGAAAAUUGUUAAAAUCAUUUUUCAAAGAAAUUGAAGGAGAAUGGGCUUUUGCAAAGAGUAUGGACACUACAACUAUGGAAGAAGUUCAGGAGUACUUAGAAGAAAGUGUCAAAGGUAAUUGCGAAGGAUUGAUGGUUAAAACUCUAGAAACAGAUGCCACUUAUGAAAUUGCAAAAAGAUCACAUAAUUGGUUGAAACUGAAGAAAGACUAUUUAGAAGGUGUUGGAGAUACUUUGGAUGUAGUUGUGAUUGGGGGUUACAUUGGCAAAGGAAGGCGAACAGGAACAUACGGAGGUUUCCUUCUUGCUUGCUAUGAUAAGGAUAAUGAAGAAUAUCAGAGUAUUUGUAAGAUUGGCACUGGUUUCAGUGAUGAUAAUCUACAAACUCAUACUGAGUUUCUGAAGAAACACAUUAUCUCGAGUCCUAAGAAGUAUUACAGAUAUGAUAGUUCCCUAGAACCAGACCACUGGUUCGAUGCAGUUCAAGUAUGGGAAAUCAAAUGCGCAGAUUUAUCUUUGUCUCCUGUCCAUCGAGCAUCAUUGGGGAUUGUGGAUCCAGAAAAAGGAAUUUCGUUACGUUUUCCAAGAUUCGUGAGGGUACGAGAUGAUAAGAGUGUGGAAGAAGCAACUACAUCACAACAAAUUGCUUACAUGUAUUCGAACCAAGAACAAGUGAAAAAUUCGAAUCAGAAUAAUAAAGUUGACCAGGAAGAUUUUUAUUGAAAUUUCAUCAUGUAGAUUUUACCCUUUAUUUUUGUGAGUCAAAUUAUAAUAAACGAGUAU